AUGUCUUGGGUUCGAGCCUUGCUGCCCCUGGCUGCCUUGUCGUUCAUCACUCAUGGCUAUCCUCAUCAUUCGGUCCGUGGGGGUAUUCCAGCAUUAUCAAAUGCCGACAGUUCAUUGACGUUCGUCUAUCAAAACAACUUGAACGCUUCAGACGACAACAACCACGUUGGUGCGAUUGUUCUAGAUGCUAUGACCGCAGAGAAUGGAGCAGCUGCUUGUGAAUCAUUGAGUGAAGCGCUAAUAACGCAAACAACUCUACAAAAUUACAGCUCUGACUUCUCCUUUGCACUUUCAUAUCUAUCUUACUCAAGUGCGACGCCGAAUAAGGGAUAUCACAUCGCGAAUGGCGUUGUGCAAGUCUCUGCUGGGGGUCAGUUGUCUGUAAGUGCCUCCUCUGGGGAUGGUACACAGCUUCCUGUGCUUUGCACACAAUCGGACACUGACAGCAAACCACCAAAUUCGACUGCGAAUGGUUCGAAUGGGGUAUCUAUUGCAGCCGCUGGAAAUAUUUAUCUAGGGUAUCGCAAUAAGAAGUCCUUCCGAUUUCUUGGCAUCAGAUAUGCGGAAACGCCGCAGCGUUUUGAAUAUUCUCAAAUAUACUCUGGCUCUGGAGAGACCGUCAACGCGACUGGUUAUGGAGAACAAUGCAUCCAAGGUAGCGGAGGCAGCGAGGACUGUCUAUUCCUCAAUAUUCAGACUCCGUAUAUACCAAAAGCCGGGUCAACAACAGGUCUCCGGCCUGUCUUAUUUUGGAUCCAUGGUGGAGGCUUCACAGGAGGCACUGGAGCGGAUGCUGGAACCGACGGUGGCAACCUGGCAGCUCGAGAAGAUAUCGUGGUCGUCGGGAUCAACUAUCGCCUAUCGACUUUGGGUUUCCUAGCCAUUCCCGGAACAGACAUCAAGGGCAACUUCGGCAUUGGGGAUCAAAUCGUUGCAUUGCAAUGGACUAUUCGUAACAUCGCCAACUUUGGGGGAGAUCCUGCCAGAAUUACCAUUAUGGGCGAAAGCGCAGGAGCAGGUUCGGUGCGAACUCUCCUGGGAAGUCCUCCAGCUAUAAAUCUGUUCCAAGGAGCAAUUGCGAUGUCGAAUCUUGGUGGUGGGCAGACCCUAGGUUUGGAUAGCAAUUAUGGUACAACAUACUCUUCUUAUUAUACCAUUAACGAGUCAUACACCGUGGCUGGGCCGCAGAUCCUUAACGCCUCGAACUGUACGCAAACUUAUUUGACUGAUCAAAUUGCAUGUCUGAAAGAAGUCAAUGCCACCGAUUUGGUGUCCCUCUCAACCGUCGCUCGGUAUGUGGUCCAAGAUGGGACGAUCGUCAACACUCCCCAACUCAAUGUUUUCAAUCAAAACGGCAGCACAGCACACGUUCCGGUCAUCUUUGGCGUCACCGAAAACGACGGAGCCUCCUUCUCCACAAUAUCGACAACACCGGUGCGGAAUCUCACUGAAGGCCUCAUGACCGGGCUUAGCAUCAAUGAAUCGUAUGCCGAAGCGAUCAUUGACUCUGGCCUUUUCCCUUUGUAUUCAACUGGGAAUCUGACUUUCGACUCCUUCAAUGUCUCUCAACGGGUCGCCACUGACACGACUUUCCGUUGCAUUGAUCAAGCGACCGUCUAUGCCGGCGCAACGACUGGCGUGUUCCCCGCAACAUAUUACUACCAAUUUGAACGCACUAUCAACGGCUACAAUCCCGAGAACGUCCCCGGUGCUCCUGUCACGCCGGGCUAUCCAUAUGGCAAUCCGAAUCUACCGUAUUUCAAGCUGCACGGCUCCGACCUAGAUUGGGCAUUUGGGAAUUUCUACAACCCACUUCGCGAUGCGAAUGAUCUGUACUCGGUGCAACUGGUCAGCGGGUACUUUGCUGAAUUUGUGAAAUCAGGACAACCAAAUCCAGAUCCUGAGUACUUGAGGGUGAGAGGCUAUCAGAAGACUCUGAACGGUGUGCAAGAGGCUGGCACAUGGGAGAAGGUUGCAAAUGAGGACGGACCGAUUAUGUUUCUGGACUAUCCGGCUAAAUCAGGCGGAUUUGUCGAUGUGGAGCAGUGCAGUUGGCUGAACUAUAGUAUUGGCUACUACCUUGGGCAGACAUGA
Messenger RNA from Exophiala bonariae, 2094 nucleotides. RefSeq lists its product as uncharacterized. Gene Ontology annotation, molecular function: serine hydrolase activity. Bases 1 to 2094 code for a protein of 697 amino acids. The transcript has a single exon. Lineage: Eukaryota; Fungi; Ascomycota; Eurotiomycetes; Chaetothyriales; Herpotrichiellaceae. The record is from RefSeq and is a predicted model, not a curated record.